Messenger RNA from Cyclopterus lumpus (lumpfish), 1803 nucleotides. It is a transcript of the gene kif25, whose product is annotated as kinesin family member 25. NCBI's taxonomy places the organism in Eukaryota, Metazoa, Chordata, Actinopteri, Perciformes, Cyclopteridae. Gene Ontology annotation, biological process: microtubule-based movement. The transcript has 15 exons. The coding region runs from base 1 to 1803 and encodes 600 amino acids. The record is from RefSeq and is a predicted model, not a curated record. Gene Ontology annotation, molecular function: microtubule binding; ATP binding; microtubule motor activity.
AUGCCUCUCUUUGUAAACCGGGACCAAAUAUUUGCGCAUCAGGUAUACCUGCUGGAGCACAAACUGAGGAGUAAAGAGGAGCGCAUACUGGAACUGGAGACAGAGAAUGCUAUUCUCCAUUUAAGACUCGCCGAGUGUUUGGGGAAACUCCGUCGGGACCAUGAAGAGGAGACCCUGAACUAUCAUCAGCACCAGAGGGAUGCUCAGAAGAUAACCCUGACUGCCCUCGCCAAACUACUCGCUGAGGUCCAGGCUGUGAAGCAGGACUUGAGUGAACUUUUCGCAGUUUAUUUCAGUUUUUCCAGUGAGCUGGAGGAGCAGAGCAAGCAGCUGCUGGAAAAAGUAGAGCAAGCCAGCUGUUCUCUGAAUGGUCACCGUGGAAACGAGGUUCAGAAUUUGCAAGCUGGUGUUGUAGCUCUGGAGCGCUCUCUGGAGGAGGAGAGGGAGAGGUGCAGGGCAGAGAGGCAGCGAAGGAAAGAACUCCAUAACGCACUGGUGGAGUUGAGAGGGAACAUCCGAGUUCACUGCAGGGUGCGACCGCUUCUUCCCUUUGACCACGUCCAGUCCUCCACGUCUGGAUCAAGGCCGAUGUCAUCAGAAGAAGUGGUCUCUGCAAUCAGCGAUGACACGGUGAUGGUGAAUUGCAUAAAACCAGGGAUGCCGCUGCAAAGCAAGAUGUUUGAGUUUGAGAGAGUGCACGGAGCAGAGGAUUCACAGGAGACCGUGUUUCAGGAAGUCCAGCCGCUCCUCACUUCCCUGAUGGACGGCUAUAAUGUGUGUAUCAUGGCGUACGGGCAGACAGGCAGUGGGAAGACUCACACCAUGAUGGGAUCCCAGCUGCUGGAGGAGCACUCAGGGACGCAGCAGGAGGCACAGCAGGGUAUUAUCCCCAAAGCUGCUGCUGAGCUCUUUCGGCUGAUCUCUGAGAAGCCCGCAGAGAGCCUCACAGUGGAGGUAUCAGUGAUGGAGGUGUAUAACAACGAGGUGCUUGACCUUCUGGCCAGAGAUGCUCAGGGCAACAGUGCCGACCAGCGCCGGGACGUCAUCACCACCUCCUCUGGCACCAGCCAGGUCACCUCCCUCACACAUGAGACUGUGCAUAAUGCCUCUGAGGUGAUGCAGAUCAUCAGCAGUGUUUUAAAGCUCAGGGCUCACUGUCCCACCCUCGUGCACACCGACUCCUCGCGCUCCCACCUCGUUGUCACCCUCACGAUUUCCUCCAAGAGCCCCAACGCUCUGGCCCUGGCCCGCAGGCUACAGAGUGCCAAGAAGGACAUGCAGCGCACCACUCGGAAGGAGUGGUGGAGUCCACGCUGUCGGCGUGCCAACCCUGAUGCCCACCACUCAUCUGAUGAUCAUCUCUUCGCAAGCACGCCCUCCUCUCCAUGCCACUCCCCUUCCCAUUCUCCAUGUCCCUCCCCCAGGCCCAGCAUCUCUCAGGCUGCUUUCAGGACCAAGCUGCAGCUGGUGGACCUGGCGGGUAGCGAGUGUGUCGGUAUGUCUGGAGUUUCGGGUGCAGCUCUGUGGGAGGUGUCCUGUAUAAACCGCAGUCUCUCUGCUCUGUCCGAUGUCCUGGGAGCUCUGGCCGAGCAGAGACCACACGUCCCCUACAGGAACAGCAAACUCACUCAUCUGUUACAGGAUGCCAUAGGUGGCGAUGCCAAGCUGCUGGUGAUGCUGUGCGUCUCUCCCACGCAGCGCUUCAUCACCGAGUCGCUGCAGUCUCUGGGCUUCGGCUCGCGGGCCCGUCAGGUCCAGAAGGAGCUACCGCGAAGGAAGAAUCCCACCCUCAAAGUUAAGUGA